This is a messenger RNA of Symbiodinium necroappetens, 10635 nucleotides long. NCBI's taxonomy places the organism in Eukaryota, Dinophyceae, Suessiales, Symbiodiniaceae. The record is from the annotation of a GenBank genome assembly.
AUGGCAGCCCCAGAGCAUCACCUGGAGAAUGGAGGAUACGUUCGUCAUCCAACGAUUUGCAAAGGAAGGCUCGCAUUCGUGGUGGAAGAAGACAUUUGGUUGACAGAGUACUGUGCCAAGGGGACGCAAGGACCCAAGCAUCCGAGACGCAUGACAAACUUCGGAAGGGCUGCGCACCCGUUGUUUUCACCUUCGGCGGACUACAUUGCCUUUACCGAUUCCUCCGACCUAUGGGUUCUGACCGUCAAAGACGGAAGAUGCAGGCGCCUGACAUGGUUUGCCAUGGGCGACUUGUGGCCGGCUGCAUGGAAAACGGAGCAGGAGAUUGCCUUCACAAGCACUUGUGAGGAUCCUUUCGACCGGUCAAUUCUCUAUACGGUCUCCACGGACGGCACUGGUCUCAGCACUCGGCAAAAGGAACCGUUUGGCGAGCCUAACUUUGACUCGGUCCCGCUGCGCAUGAGCCAAACUGGUGCUUCACGACUGGAGUUGCUGGUUCAGGCUCUAUCGGCCCGGCUGGAUCUGGUGGAGCAGGACAACCGUGAUCUACGAGAACGAGUGACCCGACUGGAGGCUGAGGGUUACGUUUUGGUCAACGACCGAGCGGACACGCCCCCUGGGCCCUCAGGAGGUGACCCGGCCUCUACCUCUUCUUCUUCGCUGGCGCCUUCGGUGGCCCUCGCUUCUACCUCUUCCCCGCCUUCGAGCUCUUCGGUGCCUCUCUCGGACGCCUUCCGGCAACAGGUUGCGGACGAGAUCGGGGCUUACCUCCAGCGCUGCCUUGCGGGCAACAACCGGGGCGGCAGUGGACGUGAGAAGGUCAACUUGGCAAACCGGAUCUACGUGAUCGCCCGGGACGCGACCGGGAAGCUCUACGAUCCCGUCUGUGUGCGGUACGCCUGGCGGGACACCCAGCCUCUUGUUACUGUGGGCCCCGGUCCUGGGAAACAGUUCGGUGACAGUGUCUUUGUGGGGUUCCCGAGCAAGUGGGAGGCAAAGAGGGCAGAGGAGGCGCGAGAAGGCGAGCCGGGGUUGGACCUGCGCCGGCACGCCUUAGCUACACUUACAGGUCCCGACCUCGCCUACGGCUUGCUGGCGGUGCGGAGCACGGUGGCUGAAGCCCCUCCUUGGGUUGCCUUGGUGGUGAUUGGUGAGAGCGAGGCGGGAGGACUGAUCGUGGCCCUCCCCGGCAGAGCUUGGCAUCGGACCCAGUCUCGGCGCCUGGUGCCGACCAGCAGCUUCCAACUUCCUCGCGGCAGUCAGGUGCGUGUGGUGGUGCCAGAGGAGCGGGGAGAGCCCUUAGAAGAGCUCUCCGUGAAGAUCUGGAUCGGCCGCCUCAGCUCGGACUGGGCCCGCUACGUGGAGAUCGUCGAGGUGGGCACGGCGGACCUGGAGUUGGGCGUCACCUUUGGGGAGUCCCUCGAGGCAGAGCACGCCGACUGCAUACCCUUUGCCCCUGACGUCGUGGAGGCGGCGGGCGACCGGAUUGCGUACCAGACGGCCGAGGAGGAACCCGACGGCAGGCCGGCCGCAAGCAGCGAGCCUCCCACAUGGGCCACGCGGGUGGAGGAGCUCGAGCGUGGCAUGGGCGAUGUUCGCCGAGGCAUCCGGGAGAUCUUGGGCAAGCUUGGAAAGCCGGACGGGGAAGCCACAGCCAAGUCGGCGGCUCCUCGACCUUCGGCGCUUCGCAAGCCAGCAGCGCCUGCGACACGGCCGGGGGUCGCCGGACUCGACCCUGCUGUGGUGCAGGCCGCCCGGGCCGCGGGCGUCCCCGAGAGCCACCUGGAGGAGAUGGCGAAGGUAGUCUCCCAGAGCAAGACCCGUCUGAGGGACCCGACACCUGCCGCCAAGGCUGCUCCUUUGCUUCCCGAGGCGGGCGCCGGACCGCUGGACGAGACCGAGGAGGAGGACGAUGUGGAGGAAACUUUACCCCCUCCGCCUGGAGGCGACCAGGUCGCCACGGCCAUUGCGAAGCUGACGGUCAUUGCCGAGAACCUCACCGCCUCGAAGCGACGAGCCGCUACUUUGGAGGGCUUGCUGGAAGGAGGAGGUGGCCCCGAAGGGUCUGGGUCUGCCGCGGCUGGCCGUCGCAACGCAGCGGCUUUGAAGGUCCUUCGCCGAGCCUUGGUGGACCACCCCCGGGAGCUUGCGGACAACAUGCUCGAGCGCAUGGGCGCCGACUUUGGGUUGGCAAGGACUGUUCCGGGAGCCGACAGGGUGCCCAUCACAGCGAGGGCCUGGGUGGAGAGCAGGGCCCGCAUCCAGCAGCAGUUCCCGACGACUGUGCGGAUGGCUUGGAUCCUGUCGGGCGUUGUCGACGCGCUCGCCCGUGGCGACACCGACGAGGGCUUGGCUCGCUCCCUGGUGGGCUUAGCUGCCAUAGAGCAGCUCAGCUUGGACAGAGGCAGCUGGACGUUGGCCGAGCCCAUGUUGUUGGAGGAGCCCGCCCCACUCAGCAGCUUUCACGGGCGGCAGAUGCCGACGGGCAGCGAGCAACCUUUUACCCGCCUGCUGGACGCCCGCUCCAUCGAGCUCCUGGUGUAUCAGGUGAAGGAGGUGGACGACUAUCUGGAGAGGCGGCGACGCCUGGGCUCUCGACGCGGUGCCCCCCCGCCUUCGCAGGAGGACGACCCGGAGGACGAGGACAAGGGGGCGGCCGAAGAAGCUCGAGCCGCACCGGGCGUGGAGCGCCUGAUGAAUUCGUUAGCGCUGGAGAAGCUCCUCCCCGAGUCCCUGGAGCAGAGCGUUCGGCGGCGAACCUCGCGCCUUCGAGCUGCAGAGCGGCAUGCUGUGAAUUUGGUGGUGGCUGUGCUGUCUUGGCUGGCUUUGGAUUGCCCGGCGGCCGGCCCAGCUUGGAUCACUUUGGGGCAGCCGCUCUCCGGUGAGCAGCGUGGGGCAGUUCGCCGUUUGGAGGGUUCUGUCCGAGUUUUGGUUCGCCAGCCUCUGGUGGGCCCCCCUGAGAUGGGCCGGGUGGCGGCUAAGGUGGAGGCGGUCGAGCAGCAACUUGGCAGGCUGGAGACGAUAGCCCGGCGCUUGGGGCGGAUAAGCGGCCACUACUUGAGUGCCCCGGACGAUAUUGACUACGAUUCGCCGCUGCCGGCGGGGUCUGGCCCCUCCCUGCGCUCUUCUUCCUCAGGGCGGCCCUUAAGUGGGACCGCCUCUUGCGGGUGGGGGCCGGGCUCUGCUGAGGCAGUGGCGUCUACUACCACGACGGGGCCCGAGCCUUUGAAAGGCCAUUCGCCGGCACCCGCCGCCUUCUUUCUAGAGGACCCGGCUGCCGAGCAUGCUGUGUGCCUUCGCCUUGGGUUGGAGGCCGAGACGGUUGCUAAGCCACUGGAGAGCGGUCGGCUGAAGCUCACGGGCCGUCCGGUUUUCGACCCGACCCCUCACCUGGACCCCGAGGCCUGCUCGCACUACCGGGACCCGGCCGCGUGGAUGAAGGACCCCGAGACUUUGACAGAGGCGCUUCCCCAGCCGAAGUUCAAGGCUACGCGUGUUGAGCGGCUCCGUGUGCUCAAGAUGCUGGACGACACUGACCGGCUCCGCUUUGUGCCGGCGAGUUGGGUGGAUCCCCGCUUCACCAGCGGCCUCUUCGCGAUAAUCAAGGACCAGGACCGGGACAGAAUGAUAAUGGAUUGUCGCUGUCCCAAUGUCUUGGAGAGCCCGACGGGGAGGUGGAUUCGUACGAUGGCCACCGCCGCCUCGCUACUCACCCUGGCCUUGGACCCGGACGAGGAGCUGGUGAUGGCCGGAGAGGACCUGAAGGAUUAUUAUUAUUUUUUCCAGACGCCUCCCGCCCGGCUGCUCCGCAACAUCGUGGUGGGAAAGCUCCCUCGUGACGUUGCCGCCACCUAUGCCGGCUUUGGCCACGCUGAGGACGGUCAUGCUUUCUACUACGCGGCGCUGAACACUCUCCCCAUGGGGGACUUGAACGCCGUCAGCUACGGCCAAACAGCACAUGUUUCUCUGCUGUUGACCCACACCAACGUGCAGCUGGCCGAGCUGCUCACCUUGGACAGCCGCCCGCCACGUGGCAAAUUUGCCACGGGGAUAUGCAUAGAUGACUUUGUGUGCCUGGAGCGGCGGCUUAAAGGUGGCGGGCUUCCUAAGAGGACCACCCGGGUUAUGCAAGGGAUGCGCCGUGGCUAUGUGCAGGCCGGCUUGGAGCGGAGCGAGAAGAAGGCCUUUGAGGGUGUCACCAAGGCAAGCUUUUGGGGCGCGGCCGUCGACGGUGAAAGCGGAGAUGUUCGAGCCCUACCGUCGCGGGCUUUGCCUGUGAUGGGCUAUGUCCUGGAGAUCGCCCGGCUGGGGCUUUCGACUCGGGCCCUCCUUGACUUGGUGGCGGGCAGCCUGGUUGCGAUCUUUUCGUUCCGGCGGCGGCUGCUUAGCAUGCUGAACCUGGUCUACUCCGAGGGCCGCGGCCUCCCGAGAGACAUGGUGUUCUCUCUGAGCCCUGGCCUGCGAGACGAGCUCAUGACCUCGGCCAUCCUCAUCUGCACCGCGGCCACAAACCUUCGAGCCCGACCUUCCCCAGUGCUGGUUGCUACGGACGCGUCUUUGGAAUGGGAGGCCGGGGUCGAGACCGAGCUUGGCCCGGUGCUUUCGCGUGAAGUUGCCCGGCAUGCUUUGAUCAAGCCUCUUUGGAACCGGCUGCUGCGGCCAGGAGCGGCGCGCGAACGAGCCGUUGGGACCCUGCCGGUCUCCGAGGAGCUGCCUCAGGACGAAGUCAAGGCGCACCCCCUUUGGUCGAAACUGGCCCGAGCUUUACAGUAUGGUGGUGCUUGGCGACGGCCCUGCCGGCUGGGACGGCAUAUCAACAUUUCGGAGGUGCGGGCGGGGCUGCAGGCCGAGCUCAGACACGCGAGGCGGCGGCCCAAAAGUCGGCUGAACUUGGCCAUGGAUUCGCAGGUCGCUCUGGGGGCUGUGGGCAAGGGCCGAUCGAGCAGCGCAGCCAUCAACCGGGAGCUCCGACGCAGCCUUCCGGCUCACCUUGGCUACGAGAGCUACCUCGACUUGAUGUACUUCGCCUCGGCUGAAAACCCGGCCGACGACGGCACUCGCAACGUACCCCUUCGCGAGCCGAGCGAGAAGCUCCCUGGAUGGUGGCCCUCGGCAGUGCAGGGGGACUUCGCUGAGCUGGACCGUUGGCUGUCAGAGCGGGGCGCUUUGCCUCAGGAUGCAUUGGAGCUGCCCCCGCUGCAAGAGCUGGGCGUGAUCCGUGACAGGGUUGCUUCUCGAAGAGAGGCCCGGCAGAGCUGGUGGCAGCAGCCGGCUGGGCGACGCAUGCGCGGGUCACCUCUGCAGCUAUGGCGGACUACUGGCGAAGCCGCUCUUCCCGGGCAUGUACAAGAUCUUCUGCGGGCCUUCCCCGAGCGGCAGUUCCUCACGGCCGGCGGCAACAGGCCGGACUUGAGCGAGAAGGGCUUCCUGGACCUCUACAGCGGCUCCUUCGGCGCUGCUCGCUCCUUGGCGCGGCGGUCCGGCUGCUGGGUCCUCACUUUUGAGCUGCGCCGCGACGCGUCUGAAGACUUACUGGAACCCUCGUGCCAGGCCCGGAUUCUUCGGCUGAUUGCGGAGGGGGCCUUCUACUGUGUCGGAGGCGGCCCGGUCUGCUCUAGCAUGAGCCGGGCGAUUAGGCCGCCGGUGCGUUCCCGAGAGUGCCCUUCUGGACUGCCCGACUGCCGGCCGGCCAUGCGAGAAAGGGUUCAGGCGGGCAACCGCCAUGCCGCCUUUGCGGCCGCGGUUGUGCGAGAAGCAGCUUGCGUCGGCACCGACUUCUGGAUUGAGAACCCGGCGGCUUCCUUUCUUUGGCUGCAACCGGAAUGGCGGGAGCUCGUCGAAGGGGCGGCCCGUCCGGGCGACUACUUUCUGGUAGACCUUUGUCGUUGCGGCUGCUCUUGGCGCAAGCGAACCCGGAUCUACACCUCGACGGCCCUUCGCGGGCAACGGCUUUUGUGCACUUGUUCGGGCCGCCACCAGCGUCUCAGUGGCUAUUGCAAGGAGCGGCGGCAGAUGUGGACAAAGGUUGCAGAGAGCUACCCUCGGCCGUUGAACGGACUUCUGGCUGCGGCGGCAACUGAGACUAUGCGGCCCAAUGGCGACCGGCGACAUGUCAGUGCUGGUGACAUUUGCCGCUGCGGCUCGCUACGAAUCGGUGAAGCAGACCACCCCGGCCCGGCGGAGCAGAGCUUGGAGGACGUACAGCUGGUCAGUGCCCGCACCCAGGAGCUUCAAGCCCGACUCUUGGCUGACUUCAGGGUGUGGUUGGCUUCCCAGUUCUCCCGCCCGGCUCGGGUAAGCUUAGAGGGAUGCGCCAUGGCAUUCUGUGCUGUCUUGCGUGCCUACGGGAACUACUUGUUCCAGUCUGGACAGCCCCUCUAUAAGUGGCGGCACAUCUGCGCCUACUAUCAAAAGGAGCGGCUGGCCUUGCGACCAUAUAUGCCUAUGUGCUGGGACCUGACAACAAGGUGGGAAAGGCUGUGCCCGACGGCACACCGGACUCCAGUGCCUUUUGCUCUGGCUCGGGCUGUGAUUUCACUUGCUCUGGCCCUGGGCUGGGCUCGCUUUGCGGCUGUGGUUGGCCUUUCGUUCUUCGGCACGGCUCGAGUUGGUGAGCCUCUCCGGGCCCAUCGCGGCGCUAUCCUUCUCCCGAGCGACUUGUUGCUGGACGAGCUGCCGACCUGCUACGUAAGGGUCGAGGCCCCGAAGACGAUCCAUCGUGGAACAGGCCGAGUGCAGCACUUUGUGGUGAAAGAGCCCUCCUUUGUGAAGUUUCUGGAGCGCCUUCUGGCCGGCCACACCCUCGGCGAGAGGCUGUUCCCGGCUUCCGCUUCAACGUUCAGGCGGCGCUGGGACCACAUCCUCGACAAGCUUGGAAUCCCGGCGGUUGUCAAACUGACGCCGGGGGGCCUUCGUGGCGGGGGUGCAGUUUACCUGUACCAACGUGGCACCCCGCUGGCGGACCUGCUUUGGCGCAUGCGCCUGCGCUCUCAGGCAACGCUCGAAAGCUAUCUCCAGGAGGUGGCAGCAGUCAGCGUCCUGCCAGCGCUGACUGCUACCACCCGCCAACGGAUAGCUGCGGCCGCUGCGGUUUGUGACGUUCAGCUUGAGCUUUUCCGGCCUAGCUUCUCUGGUGGCACGGCGGCAGUUACAGGGGAAAGAGCUGACGAGAUCCUUUUGAAAGCUACCGUGGCCCUUUUUAAUGUUUGCCUAGAAGGCUUCUCUGGUGGCACGGCGGCAGUUACAGGCGGCGAGCCAAAGAAGCUUUUCGAAGGAGAGUACGACGCAAUAGCGUUUGGUCCAGCUGGUGGCAUCUUGGUGGGCCGACACACCAAGGACACACCACGUACCCUUUGGAAGGGCUAUCGUGGCGGUCAGCAUGGCUUCUUAUGGAUCGACGUCGGUUGCGGAGUCUUCGGGCAAGUUGAAAUUAAAGAUGCUCGCGGUGAGGCUUGCCUCAAUAUCAGUUAUGUGACUUGGCAGCACGAUCGAUUGUUUUUUAUUGCAGAUCCAGAUGGGUCGGGCAACGUCUGGAGCACGGGCUUGGAUGGCCGGGAUCUGCAAAAACACACCUGUCAUCAUUUCUUCGAUGUGAGAUGCUUGCGGGGUGAUCUAGCAGAUGAUUUGGUGUACACUAUAGGCGGAGAGCUGUGGCACUUUAACCUGUCUACAUCAACGGCAGAACGCAUUUGGCUAGAUUUUGGCCACUGCCACGCAAAUCUCCCCAGGGGCCUGGAGGCUUCAGCAUGGAUUGAUUCUGUCGUGCUGCAUCCAGCUGGGCAUACAGUCUCCUGUCUAUGCAGGGGCAGUGUCCAUGAAAUGGCUUUGUGGGAGGGGCCCGUGGUGCAGCUCCUGCAGCAACAGCACGACGUAGAAGGCAAAAAGGGCCUGGAAGAUGCAGAUUCCUCCCGGCCUCGGACAUCCACGCACUGUGCCGUGCGUUGCGUAGCGAUGGAGUACCUUUUCAGUGGUCGGCUUCUCACAGUGACAGAGGCUCAUUUGGACGACGGCAUCACUUGUGAGCAUUGGGCCUUUGUCCUUCACCCUCCUCCAUGCCGUCCACCCGACCGUGCGAGCGCCGAUGCGGCGGCAAUGUCGCCAGUAGAGAUCUUGCAUGGUUUCCUGGUCGAUCUCGGGAGUGCUGCACAAAAGUUCACUUGCUGCGAGAUUCAGGGACAGAUCCAGAGCAUGACUGCGUCUCCAGCGCACGAUGCAAUAGUGAUAAUCACUUCUCGGAACCAGAUGUGGGUCAUGGAGCUUCUCAGUGAUGGGCAGAAGCCUUCUCCGGAGGACCCUUGCGCGAAGCUGGAUGCGCUCAUCACUGCAGAGACACGGCUGCUGGACUCUAGUGAUUGGGAGGAAGGAAUUUCAGAUCCCUGUUGGUCGCCGGAUGGUGCAUGGAUAUGUUAUUGCCGGAGGUGCUUUGCUCAUGGUUCGUCUGUUGUGCUGAUCAAUGUAGAGACCUCAGCCCAGACAGUGGUGGCAGAUGCUACAUUCUCGAACAGGUGUCCUGCAUUUCAUCCGGAGGGCCUCUACCUAGCUUUUCUUUCCGCACGACAUUUCGCUCCGCUUGAAGAUGCAGUCACUGCUGAUUUGACUUUUGCAUCUGGCACAGAACUCCCUUUCCUGGUGCUUCUGACAAGUGACACACCAAACCCCUUCGAGCGAAUGCUGGCCUCACCCGCAAAAUUGGAUGAGGAAGCCGACCCCCCGACCGAUACAGAUUCGGCUUCGGAAACCCUUGAGGAGCCGCUGCAAGUACGGAUUGAUGUGGCAAACAUCCAGACCAGAGUUCUGCAGUUGCCGGUGGAGCCAGGUAACUACACUACUUGCAUGUGGACAGCAGCCGGCCAGUUGUUAUACUUGAGAGAGAAGCCCUUUGCAUCAAACCCAUACGUUGUGGAGGACGAGGAUGAGCCACAGGCCAAGAACACGUUGUUCGUUUUUGACCUGGACAAGUCAAAGGAAGUUCAGCUUUGGGACAAUGUGACGAGUAUCAGCACAAGCUUAGACUGCGAGAACGUUCUGCUGUGCGCUCAAGACGAAGAGGAUGCAUAUUUUGUGGUGAAGGCAGGCGCUGGAUUGCCGGAGGAGGAUGUGGACAUGUCAAAACCAGGUCCCGAAUCUGGCAUGCUUGACUUCGACCGGCUUUCCAUCCAGGUGGUUGACAUAGAGGAGUGGCGAUCGAUGUUUCGCACCGUAAGCUGUUUUGUUUCAGAGCAGUUGUUCGAUGAGCAAUGCGGGGGAAUAGACUGGAAAGACACGUGCAACAGGUAUUGGGCAAUACUCCCGCGCAUCCGGAGCAGUGUUGAGUUCGAGGACUUGUGUGGCGAGAUGCUGUCCGAGCUGGGAUUGAGCCAUGUCAGCUUCACGCUAGGCACCGAGGACGCUGACAAGAUCCGGUGCAAGCAUUUGGGCAUAGAUGUUUCCUGGCUAAAUUUGGAAGGUGGAGGCGCCUAUCGUGUGGACGAAGUGCUGCGAGGGGACGUUUGGGACAAAGAGUGUUGCGGCCCUGCUGCAAGGCCUGGUGUGGGCAUCACGGAAGGGGCCCUGAUCCUGGCUGUGAACCGCAUGAGGGUAGUGGAAGAUGUGUCAAUUUCGCAGAUGCUUGCCGACACGUCUGCAGAAGUAUUCCUGACUUAUGUGCCUGCUCAAGAAGUUCCCUCGUUUGCCAAACUACAGAAAACUUUUGCACAGCAUGGUGGUGCCGAUGGCCUCAGACGGCUUCGCAGGCAGUCGCAUGCCGCUAAGACACACAAAAAACAUGGUCAGGCCGCGAUUAGUGGGAGGACAGUUGAGAAAGGCCGUCCUCGCAGGAAUCGCGACGGCAGAGCAAGUGGCAAAGCAGAUGACUUUGAGAGAGAGCUUGCGGCUCUCUUCAAAAAUCUGGAGAUUUCCACAGAGCAGGUCUGUCGAACAGCUCGCAUUCGUACGGCAGGAGCGAAUACCAUGCGCAAUGUUCGCAUGAGAGACCUGGUUGAAGCAAGACGCCGCAAUGUUCACGAGUCAACACACGGCCGGGUCGGCUACCUCUAUGUCCCUGAUACCACUCGCUUGGGCUUCGCGGAGUUCUAUCGCUGCUUUGCUCAAGAAGCCAGUCGAGAUGCCUUGAUCAUUGAUCUGCGCUGCAACAAGGGAGGCUUCGCAUCGGAGCUCUUCUUGAAGCAGCUGCAAUGCGGUUUUCUCGGCUGGACGGUUCCUCGCCCUGGUCGCAUGCCGACACGCUGUCCAGAACUCUGCACCAGCGGAAAGCUUGUGCUUCUCGUUGAUGAAAACACCUGCUCAGAUGGAGAAGCAUGCGCCGAAGCAUUUCGACGAUUCAAGCUGGGAGUUGUUGUGGGCGUGAGGACAUGGGGAGGUGUCACAUCAGUUGGUGCUAGUGAUCUUGACCUUCUGGACGGGAGCCAGCUUGUCCUGCCAGAUUCUCAUUAUUUCAUCCCUGGACCGACAGGGUAUGGUCUCGAGAAUUGGGGCGUGAUGCCGGACAUCCUGUCAGAGUGGCCACCUGGCGGCCCUGCGGGUGCCGACCCGCAGCUAGCUGAAGGCAUAGCUCAGGCAAUGCAGCAGCUGCCUGCAGACUGUGGCCGCCCCAAGUUGCCAAGCUUCCCUCGAACGCGACUUCAUCGGCGAGGCUAA